AUGGCUACCCCUAGUGUCCUAGCUUUUGACGCUAAGGGUCGCGCCAUUGAUUUUGAGGUCUGGCUAGACGACCUGCAGCUGUUCUUACAGUGCGACAGGGCUGAUGACCUUUCUCUCUUUGACCUCACCUCUGGCGCCUCUCCUGCUCCUGCUGCUGAUGCUGAUCCCGCUGUCCGCUCUAAGUGGGCCACCCGCGAUGCUGCUGCACGUCUUGCUGUGCGUCGCCACCUCCCUACCUCUGAGCGUGCGCACUUUAGUCAGUACAAGAGUGCUCAGACCUUGUACGACGCUGUAGUUGCGCGCUACUCCUCCCCUGCCACUACUGCCCUGAGCCGUCUCAUGCUUCCCUACCUCUUUCCUGACCUCUCUGCCUUUCCCACUGUCGCUGACCUCAUUACGCACCUCCGCACUAGUGACACUCGCUACCGCGCCGCCCUUCCUGCUGAGUUCUGCGCUAGGAACCCCCCUCCCAUGUACAUCGCUCUCUACUACGUAGUCGCGCGCCUCCCUGACUCCCUUCGCGUCGUCAGGGACCACUUUCUCGCAGUCUGUCCCACCACUCUCACCGUCGACCUCCUCGAGAAGGCCCUCCUUGCAGCGGAGAAGAGCAUAGUCGAUGUAGGUGCUUCUCGUGGUGACCCUCGCACCCCCAUCUUUGAGGGUCGGUCGGCGCGGCGUCUGCCCCUAGUGGGAGACGUCGCUCCAGCAAGGGCAAGGGAGGCAAGGGCGCGGGUGGAGCUGGGGGGGGGCGGUGGCGGUGGCGGCGGUGGCGGCGGAGGGAGUGGGGGUGGCGGCGGGACUAGUGGCGGGGGUGGUGGUGGUGGUGGUGGCAGCAGCGGCGGAGACGGUGGUGGUGGUGCCAGCGGUGGUGGUGGAGGCAGCGGCGGAGGUGGAGGCGGCGGAGGUGGAGGCAGUGGAGGCGGCAGCGGCGGAGGCAGUAGUGGUGGAGGAGGUGGAGCUGGUCGGGGUGGUACCCAGCAGCGUAGCGGCGGUAGUGGUGGCCAGCGCUCGCACCGGCAGCAGCAGCAGCGCUCACGGGACAUCCCUUCGCCUCAGCAGCUUCGUGAGUGGUACGCUGGGCGUCAGAGGGGUGGGGGUACUGGUCCCUGCACCUACGUUCUUCGUUCCGGCGACCGAGCGGUGAUCUUUGAUCUUGAUUUUGAUGCUAUCCUUACUGCUAUGUAUGUUGUGGAUUAUAGUGAGGAGAAUGAGGGUUACCGGUGUUUCCAGCCCGACCCGGGCAUUGGUACUGCUGCGCUAGGUACUUGUGAGGCUGCUGCUCUAGGUGCCAGUGCGUCUGCGCUCUCAGGUACUGGUGAGACUGCGUUCUCAGGUACUGAGUCGUCCUCGUCCUCCCUCACUUUCACACUUGACUCCGGAGCUUCUCGCUCCUUCUUUCGAGACCGCACUACCCUUUCGCCGCUCGCCAGGCCGGUUGCGGUCUCCCUUGCUGACCCCUCUGGGGGUCCUGUCCUGUCUCACUUCUCCACUGUCCUCCCGUGUCCGGCUGCCCCUUCGGGCACCCUGUCUGGUCUGUACCUUCCCUCGUUCUCUACGAACUUGGUGAGUGGAGCGGACCUGCAGGAUGGGGGUGUUCACCAGUUCACUCCUGCGCGUCAGCGGGUGACCCACUGCACGGAGGCUCGCACAGGCCGACACCUGGCCACGUUCUCGCGUCGGCCGGGGUCGAGUCUCUACACCCUGACCGUUGAGUCUCCUCCUGUCCCUGCGUCUGGUCAGGUGGCUGCGUCGGGUCAGGUACUUGCUGCUGCGUCCCGGUCAGGUCCUGAGUCUGCCCCCUGUUCUUGUCGCCUCCUGUCUCACGAGACUCUCCUGUGGCACCACCGUCUUGGCCACCCCUCCUUGCCCCGUCUUCGGAGCAUGGCUUCCCGUGUCCUUGUCUCUGGUCUUCCCCAGUCUCUCCCUCCUCUCCCCUCCGGGCCAGGACCUUCCUGUGUCCCCUGUGUUGAGGGUCGCCUCCGGGCUACUCCUCACUCCUCCCACUUCCCCCCGACAGAGGCUCCCCUGCAGACGCUUCACAUGGAUGUGUGGGGCCCAGCCCCCGUCCGUGGGCAGGGUUACGAGCGAUACUUCCUGUUGGUGGUUGACGACUACUCGCGUUACACCACAGUCCUCCCCUUGCGCAGCAAGGGUGCGGUCACUGAGACCUUCACGCUUCCGGACUCACCACAGCAAAAUGGGAUUGCUGAGCGCCGCAUUGGCAUGGUCAUGGAUGUCGCUCGUACGUCCAUGAUGCAUGCGGCUGCCCCCCAUUUUCUGUGGCCGUUUGCGGUGAGGUACGCGGCGCAUCAGCUCAACCUUCACCCCCGGGUCUCUCGGCCUGCGAUGUCCCCAGUCUUGCUGUGGACAGGGAAGGUUGGCGAUGCGUCUGUGUUCCGUGUCUGGGGAUCUCGGGCGUUUGUCCGCGACUUGUCUGCGGACAAGCUGUCCCCUCGUGCUGCUCCCUGUGUCUUUCUUGGCUUCCCCACUGACGCCCCAGGGUGGCAGUUUUACCACCCCUCCUCUCGUCGUGUUCUGUCCUCCCAGGACGUCACGUUCGACGAGUCAGUCCCCUUCUACCGUCUCUUCCCCUACCGCACUCCUUCCCUCCCCCCUCCCCCGGACUUCCUUGUGCCGGUUCCCCCCCCGGUAGACCCCCUCCCCCCUCAGGUUCCUGCCCCCUCAGGUGUGUCCCAGGUAGACGCCGUUGACCCGGUCGAGGUUACUGGUGACUCUGGUCCUGCUGCGGGUGCUGAGCCUGGGGGUGCUGACUCUGGGGGUACUGUGCGCGGGGGUGCUUUGCCUGGGGGUGCUACUGCUGGGGGUGCUGGGCCUGAGGGUGCUACUGCGGUGGGUGCGGAGCCUGGGAAUGCUGAGCCGGGGGGUGCUGUGCCUAGAGGUGCUGGGUCUGGGGGUGCUGGGUCGGGAGCUGCUGAGCCUGGGGGUGCUGAGCUGGGAGCUGCUGAGCCUGGGGGUGCUGCGUCUGGAGCUGCUGAGCCUGGGGUUUCUCCUGCUGCUGCGUCUCGCCGGGAGCCCCUCUCUCCACAGGAGCUGCGUGAGUGGUUCGCUCGCCGCUGGAGGCGUGCUGCUGAGUCUGAAGGUGCUGCUGGGGCUGGAGCUGGAGCUUCUUCGAUCGUCGAGGGUGCGGGUGCUGCCGGUCCCGGAGCUGCUGGACCUACGGGUCCUCCUGGAGCUGGAGCUGCUGAGGGCUUUCGUGCUGAGCCUGCUGCUGUUGGUCCUGCCGCUGGAGGUGUGGGUGGCGCUGGUGCUGUCGCUGAGGGUGCUGGUGCUGUCCCUGCUGAGACUGGAGCUGCCGCGCGGCCUCGGCCGUACUUCGUUCCGCUCCUUCAGCAGGUUCUUGGUCUUUCUCCUCCAGUAGAGGGUCCACCGCCUGUCCAGUCGCAGUCCCUACUGGAGCCUUCCUCUCCACUGCCUGCUCCCUCUCCUUACACUGGUCCUACUGGAGGUCUUGCUGAGCGUCGUGAGCCUGCGUCUCGCCCCGCGUCGCCUGUUCGUGCUGCUCGCGCUAGUGGUCGCAGUUCGCGUCAGCGUCCUCCUCCUGUCCCUGGCACGCACCGGAUGUCUCUGCGUCCGUCCACUGCUCCUCUGCGUGCCCCUUUGCCUUCUCCUCCUGAGUCCUCUCUUCCUGCGCUUGCCGACCCUGAGUCGGACUCUCUUCGCGCUGCGAGUCCUACUGUCACGCGUCUGCUUGCUACUGUCGUCACUGACCCCUCUUUUGAGUCCACUGCUGCGUCUGCUCUAGUCGCUGAGCUCGUCGACUUUGCUGCUCGCUGUCGUCUCGACUACGCUGCUAGUCUUGUUGCUGAGUCUGCGUCUGUCUGUCCUCCGUCCGUCGGGGGUGAGUGUGCUCUUGGCACGGACGUCCUAGAGGACAGGCAGGAGGAGUUACAGUGUCUGGCUGCUGCUUCACCUCAUCUCGCGUCUGUACUGCUUGCCCCUGAGGGAGACCCGGAUGCACUAGACAUCCCGACUCCGCGUUCUUACGCGGAGGCCGUAGAGGGCCCCUACUCCUCUCAGUGGCAGGCAGCCAUGGAUGCAGAGAUGGCUUCCUGGAAGUCCACAGGCACCUACGUUGACGCGGUUCCCCCUCCUGGGGCGAACAUCGUCAGUGGCAUGUGGAUCUUCAGGGUGAAGCGGCCGCCGGGCUCUCCACCUGUCUUCAAGGCACGGUACGUUGCUCGUGGCUUCAGUCAGCGGCAGGGAGUUGACUACUUUCAGACCUUCUCUCCCACCCCGAAGAUGACUACUCUUCGGGUGCUGCUGCACAUAGCCGCUCAGCGCGACUACGAGCUUCACUCUCUCGACUUCAGCACUGCGUUCUUGCAGGGUAGCCUGCACGAGGGGAUCUGGCUUCGCCGUCCACCUGGCUUCACUGGGACUUUCCCUCCUGGCACCCAGUGGAGCCUCAGACGGCCAGUCUACAGUCUCCGCCAGGCGCCGCGUGAGUGGCACGACACACUGAGGACUACGCUUGCGGCUCUUGGGUUUGCUCCUUCUACUGCUGACCCGUCGCUGUUUCUUCGCACCGACACUUCCCUGCCGCCGUUCUACAUCCUCGUGUACGUCGACGACUUGGUCUUUGCAACAGCGGACACUGCUGGACUCGCCUACGUGAAGUCCGAGCUGCUGAAGAGACACACGUGCACAGACCUGGGUGAACUGCGCAGCUACCUUGGCUUGCAGAUCACUCGGGACAGAGCACGCCGCACCAUUACCUUGACUCAGUCACACAUGGUGCAGCAGGUCCUUCAGCGCUUCGGCUUCACGUACUCCUCGCCUCAGGCCACUCCUCUGCCUACUCGCCACUCACUCUCAGCUCUGCCUUCGGAUGAGUCCGUAGAGUCGAGUGGUCCAUAUGCAGAGCUUGUUGGCUGCCUCAUGUACCUGAUGACCUGCACACGACCUGACCUUGCAUACCCUCUGAGCAUUCUUGCGCGCUAUGUUGCUCAUGGGAGACACAGACCGGAGCACAUGGCUGCAGCGAAGAGGGUAUUGCGCUACCUGUGCAGUACUUGUGAGGCUGAGAUCUACGCCGGAGCCAUGGCUGCACAGGAGCUUCGCUGGCUCACCUACCUGCUGACUGACCUCGGAGAGCCGCCUCGUUCUCCUCCAGUGCUGUACGUAGACAACAAGGCUAUGCUGGCCUUGUGUCGAGAGCAGCGCUUGGAGCACAGAACGAAGCACAUUGCUCUCCGCUACUUCCUUGCUCGUGAGUUGCAGCAGCGUGGUCAGUUGCGACUUGCGUACGUGGCCUCUGAGGCCAACACUGCUGAUGUGUUCACCAAGGCACUUGCGCCUUGUGACCAUCAGCGCUUCUGCACCCAGCUGGGUCUUGUGCCUGUCUUGCCUCACUUGCUCUCCUCUUGA
Molecule: messenger RNA, 5388 nt
Organism: Closterium sp. NIES-65
Lineage: Eukaryota; Viridiplantae; Streptophyta; Zygnematophyceae; Desmidiales; Closteriaceae
Source: the annotation of a GenBank genome assembly